UGCCGCAGACCGCGGGAGAGCGUCUGCGCGAAGCCCCAGCGCAGCCCCGGCGGGACCGCCGCCGCCGCGCGAACGCGAGCAACAGCUUCCCGGCUGGAGGAGCCACUGCCCCACGCGCCGGCGGCCCGCGAGCCGAGAUGUUCUGCAUUUCAACCUCAUCAGAGAUUAAAUUGAUGUUUAUGGGCUAAUCUGGACAGCUUAAAACAGUUUGUUUCACUACAUCUGUAAGAAAAUAUGUUCAAAUUCCCACUGGCUGACUUAUAAAGAGGCUUUUGGAAUACAACCCAAUGUAUGAAGUAUUCCUUAAGCCCUGACAACUACCCUGAAGAUGGAAUUAUGAAUAUGGCAACUUUUCUACGGGGCUUUGAAGAUAAGGGAAUAAAGAACGACAGACCUGAGGACCAGCUGAGUAAAGAGAAAAAGAAAAUUCUGUUCUCCUUCUGUGAGGUGUGCAACAUCCAGCUAAACUCUGCAGCCCAGGCCCAAGUCCAUUACAAUGGCAAAUCUCACCGCAAACGAGUCAAGCAGCUGAGUGAUGGACAGCCUCCGCCCCCAGCCCAGGGGUCCGGGCCACCACUGGCCAGCCCCAGCACUUACACCAGCACAGGCAGUACAUGCCACUCUACUACCCUUCCUGCUCUUGUGCGCACACCUACCCUGAUGAUGCAGCCUUCACUGGAUAUCAAACCAUUUAUGUCUUUUCCAGUAGACAGUAAUUCUGCUGCUGUUGGGCUGUUUCCAAAUUUUAACACAAAAAGAAGAGGCUUAUUUGGGACCAAUAAAUUCUGCCAGAUGGAUCCUGUGCAAAAAGCAGUCAUUAACCACACAUUUGGAGUGUCCAUUCCCCCAAAGAAGAAACAAGUUAUUUCUUGUAAUGUCUGUCAGCUUCGCUUUAACUCGGAUAGCCAGGCCGAGGCCCACUACAAAGGAAGUAAACAUGCCAAGAAGGUCAAAGCACUAGAGGCAACGAAAAAUAAACCCAAAAUGGUUUCUUCCAAGGACAGCGCAAAGGCUAAUCCCAGCUGCUCCAUCACUCCAAUCACAGGCAACAACUCUGACAAAUCAGAAGAUAAAGGGAAGUUGAAAGUCAGCAGUUCCAGUCAGGCAUCAAGCUCUGAAGGUGGCUCAUUUCUCCUCAAACCUGGUACAACACCCCUGCCACCCGGAGCAGCCACUUCUCCCUCCAAGAGCACAAACGGAGCUCCUGGUACUGUUUCUGAAUCAGAAGAAGAAAAAGCCAAAAAAUUACUUUAUUGUUCACUAUGCAAAGUGGCUGUGAACUCCCUGUCACAGCUAGAGGCACACAACACAGGAUCUAAACACAAGACCAUGGUUGAAGCUCGUAAUGGGGCUGGUCCAAUUAAGUCCUAUCCUAGACCUGGAUCAAGAUUAAAGAUGCAGAAUGGCAGUAAGGGGUCAGGACUACAGAACAAGACAUUUCAUUGUGAAAUCUGUGAUGUUCACGUUAAUUCAGAAAUUCAGCUCAAACAGCACAUUUCUAGCAGAAGGCAUAAGGAUCGAGUUGCAGGGAAACCACUGAAGCCGAAGUACAGCCCUUACAAUAAACUCCAGCGGAGCCCAAGCAUUUUAGCAUGCCCAGGGGCAAGGACCACCAGAAAAGAGUUGAAAUGGAAACAAAUCAAAGAAAAGGCAAAACUUGCAUUCCAGAAGGAUAUGAUGAAGCCUUUGGCCCCGGCCUUCCUGUCCUCGCCCCUGGCAGCGGCGGCGGCAGUGUCCUCCGCGCUGUCACUGCCACCCCGGCCGUCGGCCUCGCUCUUCCAGGCUCCAGCCAUCCCUCCUGCUCUGCUGAGGCCCGGCCACGGCCCCAUCCGCGCCACUCCCGCCUCCAUCCUCUUCGCCCCGUACUAAUGUCUGCAAGCCCCCAGACGGUUGAUGCCAGUAGGAAAGUAGAGCAGGAAAGCCAAAAGGAUUCAGCAGUUUGAACAUUUGGUGUUGCAGUGACCCACCCAACUGCAAAAUGCAGGGUACCACCUGAGCCCCAACUCCAAAGAGUCAUGCUCCCAUGCCCCCGUUUCUAAGCUGAUAUCAACAGGACUGGAAUGUUUGUCAUAUCAGGGGCAAGAGGUAUAAGACAGCAAAAUAGAGUGAACUCUUUUAGAGCAUCUAUAUCUGCAGUCUGUAAAUGGUAAAAUGUCUGUGUAUUUUUUUAAAUGUACCUUUUCAAUAAAAGUACAAAAAAUAAAAA
Messenger RNA from Lagenorhynchus albirostris (white-beaked dolphin), 2206 nucleotides. RefSeq names its product zinc finger protein 385B (gene ZNF385B). Gene Ontology annotation, cellular component: nucleus. The transcript has 13 exons. Bases 292 to 1869 code for a protein of 525 amino acids. The record is from RefSeq and is a predicted model, not a curated record. Gene Ontology annotation, molecular function: zinc ion binding; nucleic acid binding. NCBI's taxonomy places the organism in Eukaryota, Metazoa, Chordata, Mammalia, Artiodactyla, Delphinidae.